Molecule: messenger RNA, 1658 nt
Organism: Leptidea sinapis
Lineage: Eukaryota; Metazoa; Arthropoda; Insecta; Lepidoptera; Pieridae
Gene: rswl
Product: mitochondrial ribonuclease P protein 1 homolog
Exons: 5
Coding region: 287-1522 (411 amino acids)
Biological process (GO): mitochondrial tRNA 5'-end processing; positive regulation of mitochondrial translation
Cellular component (GO): nucleoplasm; nucleus; mitochondrion
Molecular function (GO): tRNA binding
Source: RefSeq, a predicted model, not a curated record
UACAAUCGUGUAAGUAUCCCUAUUAAGCUUUUUUCGCUAGGCUAGAGAGUAGAGACAAGACAAUCCCAAUUUUAAUUUGGACGAAAUAUAGACCGUGGAAGUGAUUAGUUUACACUUUACAGUACUAGUAUAAUUUUUUUGAACAAAAAAUUAAUAAUAAAAUGAAGUAAUUGUAAUUUUGAACAAUUAGUAAUUGCUGAUAACGUAAUUCAUAAUCACAAUUAGUUAAAAGUUUAGUAAGGAUUGCAUGGUGUUACUAUAAAAAUAUAAAGAUACAAAAACCGACAUGCACUGUUUUAAAACAAUAUUGACCCAUGUACGAUCACAACAGCGUAAGCCUGUCCAGUUAUCAUUAAAUUGUACUACUAAUCGCUUUUCUUUAAGGAGACGCCACCUUGUAACAAAAAGUAAUGAAGAUUGUUUAGAAGAUAUUAUUGCUAACUUAUCACAAGGGAACAAUGAAAUCGAAAAAAAGUUGAGGAUUCUAAUGCUGGAGGUGGAGGUCAUGCGGCAGGAUGGUCGGCCAGCUCCAGACUAUUUGGGAUCAGACCACUGGGAACAUUUAUUAGAAUCAAGUUCAAGAAAUCAAAGACAUAAUUACCUUAAAUAUUUGUGGAAAUGUGAAAAAAGUAAGGAGAAUGAAAAGUUGAAGAAAGAAGCAAGACGAAAAGAGUUUCAAGAUUCGGAAUUUGAAGAAGUAAAAGAAUUCCCUGAUGACCUUCUAUAUGGACUUAAGCAUCAGACUUUAUUUUUGCGUAUUCGUGAUCAGUCCAUUAACAAUUUUGACAAUUACAGAGCACUUCAAGCAUUAACAUAUGGUCAGUCACUAGUUAUAGAUUGUUCUUAUGAAGACCACAUGGUAAAGAGAGAAAUACUGAAUGCUGCAAAACAACUUACAUUUGUGUUUGGUGAUAAUAGAAUACACAAGGAACCUUUUAAUUUACAUUUGUGUAAUGUUAGCUUGGAAGGACAAUUCAUGAAACAAUUUAGGAAGUAUGUUCCAUCAGUGGAUGAGCCUAUGUUUCCCUUAAAUAUUCACACUCAAAGCUAUAUGGAUAUUUUUCCAAAAGAGAAAUUAGUGUAUUUAACACCACACUGUCGAGAAGAAUUGACUUCUUUUGACCAUGAUGCUAUAUAUAUAGUUGGAUGUAUGGUCGAUAAGAUGAACAGUGAACCUUUGUCACUGGCAAAGGCAAAGCGUGAUGGAAUCAAAAUGGCUAAACUACCACUUGACAGAUAUCUAGAAUGGGCUCCAGGUUCAAAGAAAAACUUGAAUAUAAAUCAUAUGAUCCCCAUUAUGUUGGACUUAAAGUUUACCAGUGAUUGGGAGUUCUCAUUAAGACAUAUUCCACGACGGAAAUUAAUGGAAACAAAAAUACUGGCCAUGCAAAAGAGACUUGCAGAUACAUCACUUGCUAAGGAAGAUAUUUUAAAAAGUUUUAGCAAUUUACGGAUCAACAACAAAGCCAUGUUUAAGGAUAAAAGAUUUAAAUCUAGAAAAUCUCUGUAUGAUGAAGAUUAAUUAUAAAAAGAAAUAGUCUUAAGUCUUUAUUUCAUUAUUCACAAUAAAAUUAUAUAGUUAAUACAUAUAUGUGUUUAUGUAAAAAUAUUUUAACUUUUGUACAUAAAACUUCAUGCAACAUUAAAUUAUAUACAUG